This is a messenger RNA of Rhopilema esculentum, 3774 nucleotides long. Its product is annotated as vacuolar protein sorting-associated protein 35. The record is from RefSeq and is a predicted model, not a curated record. Gene Ontology annotation, biological process: retrograde transport, endosome to Golgi; intracellular protein transport. Gene Ontology annotation, cellular component: late endosome; retromer, cargo-selective complex; retromer complex. NCBI's taxonomy places the organism in Eukaryota, Metazoa, Cnidaria, Scyphozoa, Rhizostomeae, Rhizostomatidae.
GUGUGAUACCAUUUUCAUCGGGCCUCUUUUACAGAAAAUGGUCACGAGGUUUGGAACCAUUUUGACUGUGACCAGAAGAAGUCAGGGAGGCGGCCCACUGGUAAAAGCUAGAAGUGAAAAUGGCAUCUACAUUGUCUCCACAAGAAGAGCAGGAUAAACUGCUAGAAGAAGCUGUUCAAAUCGUCAAGACACAAUCAUUUCAAAUGAAAAGAUGUUUGGACAAGGCAAAGAUAAUGGAUGCACUGAAGCAUGCUUCAAACAUGCUUGGAGAACUGCGAACCUCUCUAUUGUCACCAAAAAGCUACUAUGAGCUUUAUAUGAGCGUCAGCGAUGAACUCAGCCAUCUUGAGCUUUAUCUUGUUGAUGAGUUCUCCAAAGGCCGGAAGGUCAAUGAUCUGUAUGAACUGGUGCAAUAUGCGGGAAACAUCAUACCAAGAUUAUAUCUGAUCAUCACGGUUGGUGUCGUUUACAUAAAGUCUGGCGAGGUAGCACGGAAGGAUAUUCUUAAAGAUCUUGUUGAAAUGUGUAGAGGUGUUCAGCAUCCAUUAAGAGGGUUGUUUCUGAGAAAUUUUCUUCUUCAGUCAACUAGAGGAAAUCUUCCAGAUGCAGAUGGCAGUGUGAAGAACUCUGAAACAGAUGGAAGUAUCAAGGACUCAGUGGACUUCAUUCUGUUGAAUUUUGCGGAGAUGAACAAGCUUUGGGUACGGAUGCAACAUCAAGGGCACUCAAGGGACAGAGAGAAAAGAGAGAGGGAACGACAAGAACUGCGAAUUCUUGUCGGCACAAAUCUUGUACGUCUGAGCCAGCUUGAGGGUAUUGACAUGGAAAUGUAUAAAAAGGAUGUUCUUCCUGGAGUAUUAGAGCAAGUUAUUUGUUGCAAAGACCCCAUAGCUCAAGAAUAUCUCAUGGAAUGCAUUAUUCAGGUUUUCCCAGACGAAUUUCAUCUUCAGACGUUGAAUGCGUUUUUGAAGUCCUGUGCUGAUUUACAUCAGAGUGUCAACGUGAAGAACAUCAUUAUCGCUUUGAUUGACAGAUUGGCAAUGUUCGCCUACCGUGGAGAUGGCUCCGGUGAACCUCAAGAUAUUAAGCUUUUCGAAAUUUUCUCCCAACAAGUUCCUCAUGCUGUUCAAGGUGAUGGUGCUGGAAUUCCUGAAGACAUUCGGCUGUUUGAGAUUUUCUCGCAGCAAGUUGCCCAUGUAAUUCAGUCUCGUAGUGAUAUGGCCACUGAAGAUAUCGUUGCGCUGCAAGUUUCACUAAUCAACCUCGCACUGAAGUGUUAUCCGGACCGGGUUGAUUAUGUUGACAAAGUGUUGGAAUAUACGGAGGAGAUUUUCAGCAAACUUAACCUUUCCCACAUCGAUAAAAACAACGCAGUUUCCAAAGAACUCAUGCGCCUUCUCAAGAUUCCUGUUGACGCCUACAACAAUGUUCUCACAAUUCUCAAGCUGAAACACUUUGCUCCGCUGUUUGAUUAUUUCGACUACCCUACAAGAAAAGAGAUGGCAAUGUAUGUGAUCAACAAUGCUUUGGAUAAUGAAACAUUGAUACCUUCACAGGAAGAGGUUGACUCGGUGCUCCGUCUAGCCGGCCCACUUAUCAUGGAUCAAGAUGAUCAACCAUCUGAAGUCGAAGACCCAGAAGACUUUGCGGAAGAACAAAGCCUCAUGGGAAGGUUUAUCAAUCUGCUCUAUUCAGAGAAUUCGGACCAGCAGUAUCUGAUAUUGAAUACUGCAAGAAAGCAUUUUGGCAGCGGUGGUGAGCAAAGGAUCAAGUACACGCUGCCACCGCUGGUUUUCUCCGCUUUUCAACUGGCUUUCAAAUACCGAGAUGAACAGGAACAGGACGAGAAAUGGGACAAGAAAUGCCAAAAAAUAUUUCAGUUCUGCCACCAAACCAUAUGCGCCUUGUCAAAAGCUGAAUAUGCCGAUUUAUCUUUGAGAUUAUUCUUGCAAGGUGCAAUGGCGGCCGACCAACAGAGGUUUGCUAAUGCAGAGACUGUGGCCUACGAGUUUAUGAGCCAGGCCUUUGCUAUUUACGAAGAUGAAAUCUCAGAUUCAAAAGCACAGCUUGCUGCAAUAACCCUAAUCAUUGGAACUUUCGAGAAAAUGAGCUGCUUCAGUGAGGAAAACCACGAACCACUGCGCACCCAGUGUGCUUUAGCGGCCUCAAAGCUGCUCAAAAAACCGGAUCAAUGCCGGGGAGUUUCCGUAUGCUCCCAUUUAUUCUGGUCCGGGCGGACUAUAGAUGGAGAGGAUGCUGAGAAGGGAGAAAGUGCAGAGUGUCGUGACAGCAAGAGGGUGAUGGAAUGUCUUAAGAAGUCAUUAAGGAUCGCCAACCAGUGCAUGGACCCGACUGUUCAAGUGCAGCUUUUUGUUGAAAUUCUGAAUCGAUACUUAUUCUACUUCGAGAAAGGAAAUGAUGCGGUGAAUGUAACGAUUUUGGGUCAAUUAUUGGAUAAAAUACGGGAGGAUAUUCCCAAUUUAGAGACGAAUGAAGAAACAGAGCAGAUCAAUAAACAUUUUCAAAACACAUUGGCUCAUAUUCAAGUGAAGAAAGAAGGUUCUGAAGAAAGUGAACCAAUGUAUGAAGGGCUUAAUUUAUAAGUUAAUAUCAUGAUUAAAUUUUUCCUAUUUUGCAUUCUUAUUACGCAGCCAUAUUAGAUUGGCAAGAGACUAGCUCCAAAGUACUAUAUUAAUUUUUUCUAGCCAAGAGUUUUAGCCACUAGAAGGCCCACUUUCUUCUUAACAAAGCGUUAUUAGUUUAUUGUUCGCUAGGCAGUUUUCAAAAGAUGUUAUAUUUCUAAAUAUAGCUUUGUUAAGUCAGCCAACAAGACAUAGAAUUUGCUGAAGAACAAGGCGCGAAAUCAACCUAAUCAUUGUAUUGAUUACAGCCUUUCAUCUUAACAUUCCACCAAUGUCCCUGUGCGUAGUACUUUUAGUAAGAUGACCAGUACUUUCUAUUUCUUUUUAAUUAUAUGUGCACGGUAGGAAGGACACUUUAUUUUUAUCAAAAGUGAGAAUCCCCUGAUUCAUAGUAUUUUAUACAUCUUUCAGAAUGUAGUGAUCGCUUAUUUCCAUACAGGAAAUACCGUGAUAUUAAGUUAUUUGGUUCUCAAAGCACCUAAUGUUCGUGGUUAUUACACUUUUACAUUGGUGUUAACCGAUUAGGCAAUCCUGGUAAAUAAAACGUAUACUCUCAUGGGCUCUCAUGGGCCCGUCAUUUCGCACCAUUCUUUAUGCAAUGCCAAAAUACUCUAGCUCACAAUUAUAAAUACUAUCAAAAGGCCUUGGUUGCAAAUCCUUGUAAUUACUUCAUUUGUGUAAUUUUUUCGCAUAGUAUACGUUAUUGUGAUUUGUUGUUUUGUAAAUCUAGAAUUUAAAAUGAUUCCAGAAUACCAGUCAAAAAAUCCAGUUUGAUCCAUCGUACCGUCUUCAUUUCUCAAGCACGUAUUGUCGCUAUUUAGUAAAUAGACAAUUAAGGUGGCAUUAGCAAAAGUAAAACACGAAAUAUUUCAGCAAACUUUUACAUAAUUGAUCUGCUUCAUGAAGGCGUAAAUGCUUGCUGGUUUUAUCUUCAUUUCCAUUUUAUCAAGCAAUGAUAUGUCAACUGUGUAAGUCUGAAUCAAAAUAAAUCUCAAUAGUCUUGGUUGAUGCCUUAUGAUAGGUGUUAUAGACAAAUGCACUGAGAUACGUGAUGGUUAAGAUCGAUAUACAUGUCCAGUGAACUCUCUUUCAGACCUGAUACGGUCAGUUAUUUAUAGGGUUGGUUAUACGG